AUGGAGUGGACCCAGAGGGAGAGGAUCCCGUGGGAACAGACCCCGAUGGAGCCGAUCCUGCGGGAGCGGAUCCUGAAGGAGCCGAUCCUGCGGGAGCGGAUCCUGAUGGAGCAGAUCCCGCAGGAGCGGACCCCGAUGGAGCGGAGCCCGCAGGAGCGGAUCCUGAUGGAGCGGACCCCGUUGGAGCCGAUCCCGAUGGAGCGGAGCCGGCAGGAGCGGAUCCCGAUGGAGCGGAGCCCGUUGGAGCCGAUCCCGAUGGAGCGGAGCCGGCAGGAGCGGAUCCCGAUGGUGCGGACCCCGAUGGAGCAGAGUGCGCAUGAGCGGACCCCGAUGGAGCGGAUUCCGAUGGAGCGGACUCUGAUGGAGCGGACUCUGAUGGAGCGGAUCCCGCGGGACCGGACCCCGAUGGAGCCGAUCCCGAUGGAGCGGAGCCCGCAGGAGCGGAUCCCGCGGGACCGCACCCCGAUGGAACGGAUCCCGAUGGAGCAGAGCCCGCAGGAGCUGAUCCCGAUGGAGCGGAUCCCGCGGGACCGGACCCCGAUGGAGCCGAUCCCGAUGGAGCGGAGCCCGCAGGAGCGGAUCCCGCGGGACCGCACCCCGAUGGAACGGAUCCCGAUGGAGCAGAGCCCGCAGGAGCUGAUCCCGAUGGAGCGGAUCCCGCGGGACCGGACCCCUGUGGAGCCGAUACCGAUGGAGCGGAGCCCACGGGGCGGAUUCCGAUAG
Lonchura striata (white-rumped munia) is the source of this 723-nucleotide messenger RNA. Lineage: Eukaryota; Metazoa; Chordata; Aves; Passeriformes; Estrildidae. The record is from RefSeq and is a predicted model, not a curated record.